Molecule: messenger RNA, 1074 nt
Organism: Caenorhabditis bovis
Lineage: Eukaryota; Metazoa; Nematoda; Chromadorea; Rhabditida; Rhabditidae
Source: the annotation of a GenBank genome assembly
AUGGACGAAUUCUACAACGUCCUCACAAAUAAUGUAAACCUUCGGACCUAUAAAAGACCGCUCGUCAUUGAUGAAGAAGAAUAUAGUUUUCCAAAAUUUUGUGCUCUUCCACAAGAAUGCCGUUUGAGAAUUGUCGAAUUAUGCGAUUUGAAGACACGGUUGGCUUUACGAAGAGCUACAAGAGCUUUGAAGGACCUUGAAGAAAAAGCUCCGUACAUCAUUCAGCUUUUCAAGUUUGACGAGCGAAUUCCGCCGCUAUACAUUUGCAAUCAUGAUGAUUAUUCAAGAAGGAUCUUCAUCAGAGUUGGAAUGUGUGAAGGCUUAUUGGAAAUCAAUAUUCACAAAGAAUAUUCCGGAACUAGAGUGGCUCAAAAGCUCAAUAAUGAGCCAUUUCUCGAGGAGUUCAUCACACAGGAUGACUACGGAGUGUUGGGUGCGCGCAUUUUUCAUUAUUUUUUGAGACGCGCCCACAAUCACAUCAACAAUCUUGUACUAGGAAUAGAGAUUGAGAACAGCAUGUUUUCGCUCCUUAAUCUUGAAAGUGUCAUUUGCAAUCGUGUGCACGUUGCGUCGGACAGACUGUUUACCAUGCACAUCAAUCUGAAAAGAUUUAAGGCAAAAGUAUACAGCCUUGAAUAUUCAAAAGAUUGUAUUAAAGCGGAGGAGCUUGAGCAAUACGUGAAGGUGACAAAGUAUUACAAACCUGUGAAGAUUAUUACGACGACUUGUUGUAUACCGGGAGUUUUUCUUACUUCUUUGGACGUGAGGCACCAAAUUUACUUUGUCGAUCAUGUUUCGUCGUAUCAUAUCAACAAGUUGAAAGGAAAAAUUGAGGAAACAAAAGCGGAGAAAGUGAAGCGCGUGGAAAUCUAUCCAAAGUAUGAGUGGCCAUUCACCAAGUAUCAACCGCGCCGUGCUUCCUACGUAAUAAGUUACACCGAAGAAAGUGAGGAACCACCAACGCGUCUUGUAUCAUACAACAGUUGGGAAGCUGAUGGAGUCGAGAUCGGAACAAUGAAAGUAAUCCUUAAAAACGACAAAAAUUGCUACUUGUAUGAAGCUACCAAUUGGUAG